UAACUGGAAGUCGCAACCGGGGGACCCACUCAGUCACCACGAGAUCGGCAAGCCGAAUGGUCUACCGCGCCGGUGGUUCUUCUGGAGAGUUUGCAAAGAGUCACUGGGAGCUCCAACAGGGCAAUUCUAGAUUAGACGCACACUGUCCUGCGAAUGUCAACGGGCAGGACCAUCCGCAGCUACCAGGAUCUUACCGUGACGCAGGUGAACAGCCGAUCGCGUUACGUCAAUUGCAUCCUGACGGAAAGCAAGCCGAUCGAGUACGAAACUUAUCUCGCGGAAACUCUGACAAUGUGGAGAUUUCUAGUGCGCUGUUAUGUCACUUUGACAUCCAUCUGACGCACAAUAACUUCGGUGCAUUUCUCGCGAUUUGGACUCCUGGGUGUCCCGAAGAUUCCGAUAUCUUCGCGUGACAGUUCGUCGCCCGGCGACGGUGGACGAUAACGAACAAUAACAGCAUCAUUUUCGGAGCAAUUCCAAUCACCGAUUCGUGGAGGGAUCGCGAGUGCGCAAGUGGAUGCGGAAUCAAUCAUCCGGAGCAGCCGAGGACUUUCCUGCAGGAGGACGAGGAAGAGAUGAUCUUCGAUCUGCUGGUGGCCGGAGCCUUCGCCCUCGCCACACUAAGGCGGUAUUCGGUGGCACAAAUAAUUGCUUUCUUCUUCAUCCUGCACUUGGAGUUGAACUCGGUUUCAGGAAUCUGCGAGCAACCGAUUCCCGUAGAGUGUAAUACUACGGAUGUAAUACCCUGGAUACGACCUUGCGGUAUUGUGCUGACGACCGAGACGGCAAUUCGGCAGCAGCAGCAGCCGCAGCAGCGGCACAGCGUUCACAGAUCCUUGAAGAAAGUGCGAAUGAAGAUGCGCAUCGCACAUUACUCCUACAUGUGUUUCAAAAAGGAGAGGCAGGAACUAUUCAAGUAUAUCAUAAAUAAGAAAAGAAGGAAGUACAAAUUUGAUUGGUUGCCCAAGGAGCAGCUCACGUGGUACUGUAAACAAAUUCUGUGCCUGGAAAAGGAGAAGAAACCUCAGCAUUUUCUUCCAUAUUUGUACGAUAAUCUUCAAAAGUUUGCCAUUACGUUCCAUGAACUUGAAAAAUUUCGUCUCGAUUCAAUCUCCACCGGAGAUAAUGAGAGCAUACACAUUCGGGACUGGAUGAUUGACGUAACAUUUAAUCAGAUCCUUCAGAUGCUGUGCGAAGUCGAGAAUGCUAUGUAUAAUUUGCAAAUCGAUCUUCCUCCUCCGAAUAAUACAACGAUAACAUCCGAAUUAGCUAAAGAAGGCGGUAUAAGUCGAAUGCUGGUUCAAGACUGGGUAGUGUUGAAAAUAUACGAGAAAUUUUUGAAUGAUUGGUCAUUAGGAAUGCGCAACGCUUUAAAUGUGACGAUACCCAAUACUUGCAAAAUUAAAUCACUCAACGGAACACAUACAGAGAAUUCUGAACAGUGUAUUCUUAAGCCUAGAAGACCUAAAAAAUGGUUGAAAAUGAAAAAAAGGGCCAAAACGAUAAAAAAGAAAAAUUCACGUGGUCGAAAUAGUUCCUCGAAUCGAAUAUUGAGAAGCAGACUAAUUAAAUUGAACUAAUUAAAAAAAAUUUGUACACGAAAGAGUAUACAUAAUAUUUCGAGACUCUCUAAUUUAUUAUACUAUACAACUAUUUCGAAUCUUUGCAUUUGAAAAUAGAAAAAUUUUAAGCAGCAGGAAGCUAAGAUAAGCCUUUAUUUUUAUACAUAGAGUCAUUUUUAUAUUUUUUUGCGUUUAAUCGACAAGAUCUGCUGAUCGUUUAAAGGCACCGCUCUUUACAGUAUCGAACAUAUACUUAUAUCAUAGUAACAUAACUUCGAUAUUUAUUCCAUCAUCGCGAUCAUUCAUUCAGAUAUAUAUAGUUUUACUCGUUUAAUAUUCCGUAAGUUCGUCAAUAGAGAAACGUGCCUGAUAUUGUGUUAAGAUUAGAUAUCUCAACAGCCGUGAACAACAUUUGCUUAAUUUAAUAAAUAUCUUUCGAAUAAUAUCAACAGGUUCUGAUUAUGGUAAUACGAAUAUUUUGUCGAUAACACGGCGUACUAGAGACCACAGUAUUAAGAGAUCUACUUCAGAACAGUAUUAUAUAUCUAAUAACAUACACACAGAAUAUCGACAUGGCCGAUAACACUGAUAAAAAUGUUUUGAAACACCCAAUGCAUAUUCUCGAAUCGAUUAGAUUCAGGAAAUAUUGGUCCAGUAAAUUAUAGCCACGGUUAAAUGCACUUAAAACUCGUAAUCAUAUCGUGCGUAUGCAAAAUGGCAUAUCAAAAGCCCAUUUUCAUUCUCAGGCACUCGGCUAUCCGAAGACAACGAAAAAUAUAUCAUAAAAAUAUGUAUUGGAAAAAGAGAGAAAGAGAUGGAGGUACAAGAAAAAGAAUACAAUUUUAUGAAUGCAUUUUGCACGUUCGAUCGGCCGUCUUACACAUAUUUAUAUCAAUAUGCUAACAUAAAUUAUGAAGCUUAUGAUCAAAACGGUUUGUUAUACGGACACGAGACUCGAUUAAUUAAAUUAAGUUGACGAAAAUCUGCUAUAUGCAGAUAUCGAUAGCAUGUGAAGGGAUCAACGAUGAAUUUUUAGGCUGUUCGUGAAACCUAUUUAUUCUAGCUUUACUUGCAUACCUAAGCGGAUGGCGAGCUUAAAUAUUGUUUAGCUGUGAUAUCCCGAGUGUACACGAAUGUACAGAGUUCCUACGUUUAUAUAUAGACGGAUGUAUGUGCACGCAUACGUAUAAAUAUAACAGUGUCAUGUAUUGAUGCGUACCGAGAUAUUUAGACGUAGAUGAUUCUCUCUUUUUUUCCGAUGUCUACUAUAGAAUCUCGCCUUAUCGUGCGAACACAUGACAAUUUUAUUUUUUAGUUAAUCCGUUAAUUUUAACACAUGCGAGAAAUUUUAGCGGAAUCGAAGUUCGAGGAUUCUGAUUUCUUUUCGAUCUCACGAUUUCUUUCGUCUCCCUUUAAAUCAAAUAUGAUCAAAAGCGGUAAUAAAGAAUUGUUAUGAAUUUUGAAUGCAGAGAAUCAUUUGAGCGAGUUGAUUUUUCCUGAGCACCAACAUGUGUGACAAGAUCCUUUAUAUGAUAGAUUAAAAUAUAUAUUUAUGUGCGUAAAUAUAUAUUUAUGUCCGAUGUUUUUUAUAUUGAAAUUAUACUUAAAUACGUUAAUAUUUUAGCGUUACAUAUAAUUUUGUAUUACUUAUGGAUGUGUGCCGCGACUCAAAUUAAGUAUUCGUAGACGUACACUUAUUGUUAAACUCUUAAGUAUACAUUAUGCAUUUUAUCCAGUAUAGAUACGUAACAUAUUUAUUCGUUUGUAUACUUAUACAUUAGCGUUCUCUGUUUUAUUUAUUGUACACCAUGUUACCAUUGCAUAUACUAUUUAUUGUCAUUCUUUUACUUGUAUGUAAUCGUCUCGAAUAAACUUCGUAUUUUGUAUCGAAUUGAAGUUUGGAUGACGAAGAUACCUUAAUAAUUUACAUAAUUUAAUUUAGCGAUAUUGUAAAAAAUGCUCAUAUUGCAUGAAUGUGCAAAAGCGAACAUUUGACCGGAAAUACCAGGAGUAUAUAAGGGAUCCCCGUUCCUUUUAGUGUUGGUUAUAUUUAUAUAAUGUAUAAUA
Messenger RNA from Camponotus floridanus (Florida carpenter ant), 3629 nucleotides. RefSeq lists its product as uncharacterized. Bases 576 to 1580 code for a protein of 334 amino acids. The transcript has 4 exons. The record is from RefSeq and is a predicted model, not a curated record. NCBI's taxonomy places the organism in Eukaryota, Metazoa, Arthropoda, Insecta, Hymenoptera, Formicidae.